Molecule: messenger RNA, 718 nt
Organism: Cicer arietinum (chickpea)
Lineage: Eukaryota; Viridiplantae; Streptophyta; Magnoliopsida; Fabales; Fabaceae
Product: small ribosomal subunit protein uS7-like
Biological process (GO): translation
Molecular function (GO): structural constituent of ribosome; RNA binding
Source: RefSeq, a predicted model, not a curated record
UUGGGCCGCAAGCCCAGCCCAGAAUACAAAUAGAUAGUAGGGUUAGGGUUUCUCAAACUCAUUUUUCUUGUUGGCGGUUAUCUUCAUCACUCUGUUGAUUUUGCUUUGUUAGUGCGACUAUGGCUGAAGUUAUUUCAGAACCUGCCGUUGUUGUUUCUGAUCCCUCUCAGAUUGAAGUCAAACUCUUUAAUCGAUGGAGCUUCGACGAUGUUCAGCUUUCCGAUGUGUCUCUGAUUGAUUACAUUGGAGUUGUGCCAUCGAAACAUGCUACUUAUGUUCCACACACUGCUGGUAGAUACUCUGUCAAGCGUUUCAGGAAGGCUCAGUGUCCAAUUGUUGAGAGGCUUACAAAUUCACUCAUGAUGCACGGUAGGAACAAUGGAAAGAAGCUUAAGGCUGUCACAAUCAUUAGGCAUGCUAUGGAAAUUAUUCAUUUGCUUACUGACCUGAACCCCAUUCAAGUUAUUGUUGAUGCUGUCAUUAACAGGUAUGCUUUGUAUUUUCUGCCAGAAAAAGAUUUCCAUGUUAUGAUUUAUGAGUUUUUAAUUGCAGCAGAAAUUGUGUUUGAUAUUGUGAUAACUGUCUUUGAUUUUCAAUUAUUGGAAUGAAGUUUUUUAUUUGUUUGGUUUUAAUAUGGAGAAUGGAGUGAUGAUUAUUUGUUUCCCUAUUGGUUUGACUGCCGCAAUGAUGGCAUAUUGUAUUAGCUCUAUCUGACCAU